Trichechus manatus latirostris (Florida manatee) is the source of this 14015-nucleotide messenger RNA. It is a transcript of the gene APOB, whose product is annotated as apolipoprotein B. NCBI's taxonomy places the organism in Eukaryota, Metazoa, Chordata, Mammalia, Sirenia, Trichechidae. Bases 1 to 13467 code for a protein of 4488 amino acids. The transcript is spliced from 29 exons. Gene Ontology annotation, cellular component: mature chylomicron; very-low-density lipoprotein particle; low-density lipoprotein particle. The record is from RefSeq and is a predicted model, not a curated record. Gene Ontology annotation, biological process: triglyceride mobilization; lipoprotein transport; cholesterol homeostasis. Gene Ontology annotation, molecular function: small GTPase binding; low-density lipoprotein particle receptor binding; cholesterol transfer activity.
AUGGGCCCGCCAAGGCCGGCGCAGCUGCUGCUGCUGCUGCUGCUGCUCGCUGGAGGCGCCUCAGCCCAAUACGAAGUGCUGGAAAACAUCAGCCCGAGCUGUCCAAAAGAUGCAACUCGAUUCAAGCACCUCAGGAAGUACGUUUACAGCUAUGAGGCUGAGAGUUCCAGUGGAAUCCCUGGGACUGCUGAUUCAAGAAGUGCCACCAAGAUCACCUGCAAGGUCCAGCUGGAGGUCCCCCAACUCUGUAGCUUCAUCCUGAAGACGAGCCAAUGUACCCUGAAAGAGGUGUAUGGCUUCAACCUUGAGGGCAAGGCCUUGCUGAAGAAGACCAAGAACUCUGAAGAGUUUGCAGCUGCCAUGUCCAAGAACGAGCUCAGGCUGACCAUUCCUGCAGGGAAGCAGGUUUUCCUUUACCCAGGGAAGGAUGAACCCAAACACAUCCUGAACAUCAAGAGGGGCAUCAUUUCUGCCCUUCUGGUUCCUCUGGAGACAGAAGAGGCCAAACGAGUGUUGUUUAUGGAUACUGUAUACGGAAACUGCUCCAGUGACUUUACCGUUAAAACAAGGACGGGAAAUGUGGCGACAGAGAUAUCCAUUGAAAGAAACCUGCAGAAGUGCGAUGACUUCAAGCCCAUCAGCACAGGCGUUAGCCCGCUUGCUUUCAUCAAAGGCAUGAUCCGCCCCUUGUCAACUCUGAUCAGCAGCAGCCAGUCCUGCCAGUACACCCUGGACCCCAAGAGGAAGCAUGUAUCAGAAGCCAUCUGCAAGGAGCAACACCUCUUCCUGCCUUUCUCCUACAAGAAUAAAUAUGGAAUGAUGGCACAUGUUACACAGUCUUUGAAACUUGAAGACACACCUAAGAUCAACAGUCGCUUCUUUGGUGGAGGUGACAAGGAGGUGGGCCUCGCAUUUGAGAGCACCAAGUCCACAUCACCUCCAAAGCAGGCAGAGGCCAUUUUGAAGACCCUCCAGGACCUACAAAAACUGUCAGUUUCUGAGCAGAAUGCCCAGAGAGCUAACCUCUUCAGUAAGCUGGUUACUGAGCUGAGAGGCCUCAACAAUGAGGCAGUUGCAUCCCUCUUGCCAAGGCUAAUUGAAGUGUCCAGCCCCAUCACUUUACAAGCCUUGGUUCAGUGUGGGCAGCCCCAGUGUUACAUUCACAUCCUCCAGUGGCUGAAAAAUACGAAAGCCCACCCCCUUCUGAUAGAUAUUGUAACCUAUUUGAUGGCCCUAAUCCCAGAGCCCCCUGAAGAGAGGGUGCAGGAGAUCUUCAACAUGGCGAAGGAGCAGUACAGCCGGGCCACCUUUUAUGCCCUGAGCCACGUGGUCAACAACUAUCAUAAGAUAACCCCACAGACGACGCAAAUCCUGUUGGACAUUGAGGAUUACCUAUUGACACAGAUUCAAAAUGACUGCACUGGGGACAAAGAUCACACCUACUUGAUUCUGAGGGUCAUUGGAAAUAUAGGCAGAGCCAUGGAGCAGGUGAGCCCAAGACUGAAGUCUUCAGUCCUGAAAUGCAUCAGAAGCACAGAGCCAUCACUGCUGAUUCAGAAAGCUGCUAUCCAGGCCCUGCGGAAAAUGGAAUCUAAUGAAGAGGUCCAGGAAGCCCUUCUUCAGGCUUUCCUUGAUGGUGCCUCUCCAGAGGAUAAGAGACUGGCUGCCUAUCUCAUGCUGAUGAGGAAGCCUUCCCAGGCAGAUAUUAACAGAAUUGUCCAACUUCUACCACGGGAACAGAAUGACCAAGUAAAGAAUUUUGUGGCUUCCCACAUUGCCAACAUCUUAAACUCAGAAGAAUUGUAUAUCCGAAAUCUGAAAGCGUUACUGGAAGAAGCUCUAAAAGGAUCUCAACUUCCAACAAUCAUGGAUUUCAAAAAAUUUUCCUGGAACUAUCACUUUUCCAAAUCUGUUUCCCUUCCAUCAUUUGACCCAGUCUCUGCCAAAAUUGAAGGGAAUCUUAUAUUUGAUCCAAAUAAUUACCUUCCUAGAGAAAGCAUGCUGAAAACCACCCUCACUGUCUUUGGAUUUUCUCCAGCUGACCUCUUCGAGAUUGGUUUGGAAGGAAAGGGCUUUGAGCCAACAUUGGAAGCUCUCUUUGGGAAGCAAGGAUUUUUCCCAGACAGUGUCAAUAAGGCUUUGUACUGGGUUGAUGGCCAAGUUCCUUCUCAGGUCUCCAAGGUCUUGGUGGACCACUUUGGCUACACCAAAGAUGAUAAACGUGAGCAGGACAUGGUAAAUGGAAUUAUGUUCAGUGUUGAGAAGCUGAUCAAAGAUUUGAAGUCCAAAGAAUUCCCAGAAGCCAGAGCCUACCUUCGCAUCUUGGGAGAGGAGCUUGGCUUUGUCAGUCUCAAUGACCUACAACUCCUGGGAAGGCUGCUGCUCAGCGGCAUUCGCACUCUGCAGGGGGUCCCCCAGAUGAUCGGAGAGGCCAUAAGGAAAGGCUCAAAGAACGACUUGUUUCUUCACUACAUCUUCAUGGACAAUGCCUUUGAGCUCCCCACCGGAGUUGGAUUGCAAUUGCGAGUAUCCUCAUCUGGAGUCAUCACUCCUGGGACCAAGGCUGGAGUGAAACUUGAAGUAGCCAAUAUGCAGGCUGAACUGGUGGCAAAACCCUCUGUGUCAGUGGAGUUUGUGACAAACGUGGGCAUCAUCAUUCCGGACUUCGCUAGGAGUGGGGUCCAAAUGAACACCAACUUCUUCCAUGAGUCAGGUCUGGAGGCACGUGUUGCCCUGAAGGCUGGGCAGCUGAAGUUCGUUGUUCCGUCUCCAAAGAGGCCACUCAAGCUGUUCAGUGGCAGUAACACAUUGCAUUUGGUCUCUACCACCAAAACGGAAGUGAUUCUACCGCUGAUUGAGAACAGGCAGUCCUGGUCAACUUGCAAGCCUUUCUUUAUUGGCUUAAACUACUGCACCUCUGGUGCUUACUCCAAUGCCAGCUCCAUAGACUCCGCCUCCUACUAUCCACUGACCGGAGACACAAGAUUUGAACUAGAACUGCAGCCAACGGGAGACGUAGAGCAGUAUUCUGCCAGUGCAACCUAUGAACUCCAGAGAGAAGGUACAGCCUUGGUGGACACGCUGAAGUUUGUAACCCAGGCAGAACGUCUGGAGCAGACUGAGGCUACUAUGAUGUUCAAAUAUAACCGACAGAGUAUGACUUUGUCCAGUGAACUCCGAAUUCCAGAUUUUGAUGUUGACUUUGGUACAGUCCUCAGAGUUAACGAUGAAUCUGCUGAAGAAAAAAAGUCUUACAAGCUCACUUUGGACAUUCAGAGCAGGAAAAUCACUGAGGUCACUCUCACUGGCCAAGCAAGUUGCGACACUAAGGGAGAAGGCAAAAUCAAAGGUGUUAUUUCCAUACCCUAUUGGCAAGCAGAAGCCAGAAGUGAGAUCCUCACCCACUGGUCCCCUACAAAACUGCUCCUCCAAAUGGACUCCUCUGCUACAGCUUAUGGCUCAACGAUUUCCAAGAAGGUGGCGUGGCGCUAUGAUGAAGAGAAAAUGGAAUUUGAAUGGAACACUGGCACCAAUGUGGAUACCAAAAAAGUGGCUUCCAAUUUCCCUGUGGAUCUCUCUGACGUUCCUAGAAGCUUGCAUACGUAUGCCAACAGCCUCUUGGAUCACAGAGUUCCUCAAACAGACAUGACUUUCCGGCACAUGGGUUCCAAAUUAAUAGUUGCAACAAACACCUGGCUUCAGAAGGCAUCCAGGAACCUUCCUUAUGCCCAGACUUUGCAAGAUCACCUCAGUGGCCUAGAGGAGAUGAACAUACAGAAAAUGGGAUUGCCAGACUUCCACAUUCCAGAGAACCUAUUCUUGAAAAGUGAUGGCAGGAUCAAAUACACCUUGAACGAGAACAGUAUGAAAAUUGAGAUUCCUUUGCCUUUUGGUGGCAAAUCCUCCAAAGAUCUAAAGAUGUUAGAGACUGUUCGGACACCAGCGCUCGAUCUCAAGUCUGUGGGAUUCCACCUGCCAUCUCAAGAGUUCCGAAUCCCUUCUUUUACCAUUCCCAAGGUGUAUCCACUGCGGGUACCUCUCUUGGGUAUUCUGGACCUGUCCAUGAAUGUCUACAGCAAUGUGUACAACUGGUCCGCCUCCUACACUGGCGGCAACACGAGCACAGAUCACUUCAGCCUGAAGACUCAGUACCACAUGAAGGCCAGCUCUGUGGUAGACUUGCUCUCCUACAGUGUACAAGGAUCAGGAGAAACAACAUAUCACAGUAACACAUUUACAUUAUCAUGUGAUGGAUCUCUACGCCACAAAUUUCUGGAUUCAAAUAUCAAAUUGAGUUAUGUAGAAAAAAGUGGAAAUAGUGCAGCCUCAAAAUGUUUACUAACGUUUGAUGCAACUAGUCCCUGGGGACCACAGAUGUCUGCUGCAGUUCACUUGGACUCAAAAAAGAAACACCAUUUGUAUGUCAAGGAAGUCCAGGCAGAUGGGCAGUUCAGAGCCUCUUCAUUCUAUACUAAAGGCACUUUUGGCCUGUCUUAUCAGAGGGAUCUUAACACAGGCCAGCUAACUGGAGAGUCCAACCUGAGGUUUAACUCUUCCUACCUCCAGGGUACCAACCAGAUAACUGGAACAUACAAAGAUGGAGCACUCUCCUUCACCUCCACCUCUGAUCUACAAGGUGGCCUCCUUAAAAAUACAGCUUCCCUGAAAUAUGAGAACUAUGAGCUGACUCUGAAAUCUGACACCAAUGGGAAGUACAAAGACUUUGCCACUUCCAACAAGGUGGAUGUGAGCUUCUCUAAGCAAAACGCAUUGCUUCGUUCUGAGUAUCAGGCUGAUUACAAGGCACUGAGGUUCUUCACCCUUCUUUCUGGAUCACUCAAUUCCCGUGGUCUUGAAUUGAAUGCUGACAUCUUGGGCACUGACAAAAUUAACAGUGGUGCUCACAAGGCAACACUAAGGAUUGGCCAAGAUGGAAUGUCUACCAGCGCAACUACCAACUUUAAGUAUAACCCACUGGUGCUGGAGAAUGAGCUGAAUGCAGGGGUUGGCCUCUCUGGAGCUUUGGUGAAAUUAACAACAAGUGGCCGCUUCAGGGAACACAAUGCAAAACUCAGUCUAGAUGGAAAAGCCACCCUCACAGAGGUAUCCUUGGGCAGUGCUUAUCAGGCCAUGAUUCUGGAUGUUGACAGCAAGAACAUCUUCAACUUCAAAAUCAAUCAAGAAGGACUUGAACUUUCAAAUGACAUGAUGGGGUCAUAUGCUGAAAUGAAACUUGACUAUACAAACAGUCUGAACAUUGCAGGCUUAUCACUAGACUUCUCUUCAAAACUUGACAACAUUUAUAGCUCUGACAAGUUUUAUAAGCAAAAUUUUAAUUUACAGCUCCAGCCGUAUUCACUUUUAACUACUUUAAACAAUAACCUGAAAUACAAAGCUCUAGAUCUGACCAAUAGUGGGAAAUUACGGCUAGAGCCCCUGAAGCUGAAUGUGGGUGGUAACAUAAAAGGAGCCUACCAAAAUAAUGAGAUAAAACACAUCUACACCAUUUCUUAUGCUGACUUAUCAGCAAGUUAUAAAGCAGACACAGUGGCUAAGGUUGAAGGUGUGGAGUUUAACCAUCGGCUCAACACAGACAUUGCUGGGCUGGCUUCAGCCAUUGACAUCAGUACAAACUAUAAUUCAGACUCAUUGCAUUUCAGCAAUGUUUUCCGCUCUGCAAUGGCGCCAUUUACAAUGACCAUUGAUGCACAUACAAAUGGCAAUGGAAAACUGGGUCUCUGGGGGGAACACACGGGGCAGCUGUAUAGCAAAUUCCUGUUGAAAGCAGAACCUCUGGCCCUUACUUUCUCUCAUGAUUACAAAGGAUCCACAAGUCACCGUCUCAUGUCCAAGAGAAGCAUUGAUACUGCUCUUGAUCACAAAGUCAGUGCCCUACUUACUCCAGUUGGGCAGACAGGUACCUGGAAACUGAAGACCCAGUUGAACAAAAAUGAAUACAACCAGGACUUUGAUGCUUACAACACUAAAGACAAAGUAGGUGUGGAGCUCAGUGGGCGAGCCCUGGCUGACCUCACUAUGCUAGACUCACCAAUUAAAGUGCCAUUUUUACUCAGUGAGCCAGUCAAUGUCAUUGAUGCUUUAGAGCUGAGAAAUGCUGCUGACCAGCCCCAGGAAUUCACUAUUGUUGCUUCUGUGAAGUAUGAUAAGAACCAAGAUGUGCACACCAUCAACCUCCCAUUCUUGAAAAUUCUGCCACAAUAUUUUGAGAGAAAUCGAAUAGCUAUUAUAGCUGUACUGGAAAGCAUACAGAGAAAAUUGAAGCACAUCAAUAUUAAUCAAUUUGUGAGGAAAUACAAAGCAGCCCUGGACAAAGUCCCACAGCAAAUUAAUGACUAUCUGAAUGCAGUCAGUUGGGAGGCACAAGUUACAAAUGCCAAGGAGAAACUAACUGCUUUCACAAAAAAUUACAGAAUUACAGCAGAUGAUCUACAUAUUACAUUGAGUAAUGCCAAAACCAACUUAACUGAAAAACUGUCUCAACUGCAGACAUAUAUGAUACAAUUUGAUCAGUAUAUUAAAGAUAAUUAUGAUCUACAUGAUUUUAAAAUAGCCGUUGCUAAGAUUAUUGACCAAAUCAUUGAAAAAUUAAAAAUUCUUGAUGAAUAUUAUCAUAUCCAUGUGAAUUUAAUAAAAACAAUCCAUGACCUAUAUUUAUUUGUUGAAAAGAUUGAUUUUAACAAAAUUGGAAGUAGUACUGCAGCUUGGAUUCAAAAUGUAGAUACUAAAUAUAAAAUCAGAAUCCAGAUACAAGAAAAAUUGCAACAGCUCAGGACACAGAUUCAGAAUAUAGACAUCCAGAACCUUGCUGAGAAGUUAAAACAACAGGUUGAGAUUAUUGAUAUCAGAGUGCUUCUAGAUCAGCUGAGAACUACAAUUCCUAUUCAAAGAAUAAAGGACAUUAUUGAGCAUGUGCAAUACUUUGUUAUAAAUCUUAUUGAAGAUUUUGAAGUAACUGAGAUCAUCAAUGCUUUUAGAGCCAAAGUUGAUGAUUUAAUUAAGAAAUAUGAAGUAGACCAACAAAUGCAGUUUUUAAUGGAUAAAUCAGUACAGUUGGCCCACCAAUAUAAGUUGAAGGAGACUCUUCAGAGGAUAAGCAAUGCCCUAAAACAAGUUGAGAUAAAAGCUUACUUUGAGAAAUUGGUUGGGUGUAUUGAUGAUAAUGUCAAAAAUCUUAAAGCAUUGAAUUUUGAAAAACUUAUGGAAGAAGUAAACAGAUUCCUUGACAUGUUAGUAAAGAAAUUGAGGUCAUUUGAUUAUAACCAGUUUGUGGAUGAAACUAAUAAGAAAAUCCGUGAGGUGACUCAGAGAAUCAACGGUGAAAUCCAGGCCCUGGAGCUACCACAGAAAGCUAAAGCCUUAAAAUUGUUUGCAGAGAAGGUCAAAGCAGUGAUAUCAAUCUAUCUGGAAGACCUAAAAAACACCAAAAUAACCUUACUCCUCAAUUGGCUACAAGAUGCUUUCAGUUCAGCAUCUUUAAUUUACAUGAAAGCCAAAUUCCAAGAGACCCUAGAAGAUGCACGAGACCGAAUAUAUCAAAUGGACAUUCAGCAGGAACUCCAGCGAUGCCUGUGUCUGAUAAGCCAGGUUUACAGCACCCUUGUCACUUACAUUUCUGAUUGGUGGAUUCUUGCUGCUAAGAACCUUACUGACUUUGCAGAACAGUAUUCUAUCCAAGACUGGGCUGAAAACCUAAAAAGACUGGUAGAACAGGGGUUCACGGUUCCUGAAAUCCAGACCAUGUUCGGGACCAUGCCUGCCUUUGAAGUCAGUCUUCAUGCUCUUAAAGGAGGCACAUUUCAGACUCCUGACUUCACAGUCCCUCUGACAGAUUUGAGAAUUCCAUCAGUUGAGAUAAACUUCAAAACAUUAAAAGAUAUGAAAAUCCCAUCCAGGUUUACCACACCAGAAUUUACAGUCCUCAAUACCUUUCACAUUCCUUCCUUUACAAUUGACUUGGUAGAAAUUAAAGUAAAGCUCAUCAGAACCAUUGACCAAAUGCUGAACAGUGAGCUGCAGUGGCCUGUUCCAGAAGUGUACUUAAGGGAUCUAAAGGUAGAUGACACCUUUCUUGCUAGAAUCACUCUGCCAGACUUCUAUUUACCAGAAUUCACAAUUCCUGAAAUUGUAAUCCCAAAUCUUAGCCUUAAAGAUUUUGAUGCUCCCAACCUACGCAUACCAGAAUUUCAGCUUCCCCAUAUGUCACACACAAUCCAAGUACCCACUUUUGGCAAGCUGUAUGGUAUUUUGAAAAUCCAAUCUCCACUUUUCACACUAGACACAAAUGCUGGCAUUGAGAAUGUAACCAUUUCAGUGAACAAGACAAAGAUUGUGGCUUCCUUCAUCGCCAAAGGAGAAUCCAAAUUAGAAGUUCUCACUUUUGAUUUUCAAGCAAAUGUACAACUGUCAGACUCUGAGAUCAAUCCAAUGGUUGUGAAGGAGUCUGUGAAACUCUUCAGCAAGUACCUGAAAACAGAGCAUACGAGUCAAGUGCUAUUUUCUGGAUAUGCUAUUGAGGGAAAGUCAGACACAGUGGCAAGUUUAUUCACAGAAAAAAAUACACUGGAGCUUAGUAAUAGUGUGCUUCUCAAGAUAAACCAACAGUUUACCCUGGACAGCAACACAAAGUACCUCCACAAAUUGAACAUCCCCAAACUGGACUUUUCCAGUCAGGCUGAACUGCUCAAUGAAAUGAAGACACUGUUGGAAGCUGGACGCAUAACGUGGACUUCUUCUGGAACAGGGUCAUGGAAAUGGGCCUGCCCCGAAUUCUCGGAUGAGGGAACACAAGAAUCACAAAUUAGCUUCACUGUGGAAGGACCCAUCACUUCCUUUGUAUUGUCCAAUAAGAUCAAUAGUAAAAAUCUAAGAGUCAACCAAAACUUAGUUUGUGAGUCUGGCUUCCUUAACUUUUCUAAAUUGGAAAUCCAGUCACAAGUUGAAUCCCAGCAUGUAGGCCGUAGCGUUCUAACUGCCAAAGGCACAGCACUGUUAGGAGAUAUGAAGGCUGAGGUAACUGGCAACCAUGAUGCUCAUUUAAGUGGAAAAGUUAUUGGAACUCUGAAAAAUUCUCUUUUCUUUUCAGCACGGCCAUUUGAGAUUACUGCAUCCACAAACAAUGAAGGGAAUUUGAAAGUUAGUUUUCCAUUAACGUUGACAGGGAAGAUAGACUUCCUGAAUAAUUAUGCAUUGCUUCUGAGUCCUAGUGCCCAGCAAGCAAGUUGGCAAGCCAGUGCCAGGUUCAAUCAGUAUAAGUACAAUCAAAAUUUCUCUGCUGGAAACAAUGAGAACAGCAUGGAAGCCCACAUAGGAAUGAAUGGAGAAGCCAACUUGGAUUUCUUAAACAUUCCUUUAACAAUUCCUGAAAUGACUCUACCUUAUACAACACUUACAACUCCCCAGCUGAAAGAUUUCUCCUUAUGGGAAAGAACAGGCUUAAAGGAGUUCUUGAAAACAACAAAACAAUCAUUUGACUUAAGUGUAAAUGCUCAGUAUAAGAAAAACAAAGACAGACAUUCCAUCCCAAUUCCUUUGGAUGUGUUUUAUGAGUUUAUCAGUCAGAACAUCAAAUCCUUCAACAAGCAUUUUGAAAAAGGCAGAGACAAUGCAUUAGAUUUUCUUACCAAAUCCUAUAAUGUCCUUCAUGUCCCUAGGAGUCUUCGCAAACUUUCCUUUCCAGAUUUCAAGCUACCAAGAACCUCAAACAUUUUUAUUCCAGCCAUGGGCAACAUUACCUAUGAUUUUUCCUUUAAAUCAAGCAUUGUCACACUGAAUACCAAUGCUGGACUUUACAAUCAGUCAGAUAUUGUUGCUCAUUUCCUUUCCUCCUCUUCUUCCUUCAUUUAUGCACUGCAGUACAAAUUAGAGGGCUCCUCAAGUUUGACGAGGAAAAGAGGGUUGAAGUUAGCCACAGCUUUGUCUCUGAGUAACAAAUUUGUGGAAGGCAGUCAUGACAGUACCAUUAGCUUAACCAAGAGGAACAUGGAAGCAUCAGUGACAACAACUGCAAAAGUCCAGAUUCCAAUUUUGAGAAUGAAUUUCAAGCAAGAACUUAAUGGAAAUACCAAGUCAAAGCCUACUGUCUCUUCAGCCAUUGAGUUAAAAUAUGAUUUCAAUUGCCCCAAGCUGUACUCAACUGCUAAAGGGGCAAUUGGCCACAAGCUCAGCUUAGAAGGCCUCACCUCCUACUUUUCCAUUGAGUCAUCUACCAAAGGAGAUGUCAAGGGUUCUGUCCUUUCACAGGAAUAUUCAGGGAAUGUUGCCAGUGAGGUCAACACAUAUUUGAAUUCCAAGGGCACGCGGUCUUCAGUGAAGCUGCAAGGGGCUUCCAAAGUUGAUGGUAUCUGGAACUUUGAAGUUAAAGAAAGUUUUGCUGGAGAAGCCACUCUCCGACGCAUAUAUACUAUCUGGGAACACAAUACAAAAAACCUUCUACAGCUCAAGAGCAUCUUUUCAACAUCUGGAGAGCAUACAAGCAAAGCCACUCUGGAACUCUCCCCAUGGAAAAUGUCAGCCCUUGUUCAGGUCCAUGCAAGCCAGCCCAAUUCCUUCCUUGAUAUCCCUUACUUUAGCCAGGAAGUAGUCCUGAAUGCUAACACUGGGAACCAGAAGGUCAGCUGGAAAAGCGAGGUCCAGUUUCAUUCUGGGUCUCUCCAGAACAAUGUACAGCUUUCUAGUGACCAAGAAGAGGCACGCCUUGACAUUUCAGGAUCCUUAGAAGGACACCUGUCAUCACUCAAAGAAAUCAUCCUACCAGUUUAUGAUAAGAGCUUAUGGGACAUCCUAAAGCUGGACGUAACCACCAGCAUUGGCAGAAGACAGUAUCUUCAUGCUUCAACUGCCCUUGUGUAUACCAAAAACCCCAAAGGUUAUUAUUUUUCUGUACCUGUGCAAGAACUGGGCAAUGAGUUCAUUAUCCCUGGAGUGAAACUAAAUGAUCCAAACUCAGUUCUUGUCACUCCUACAUUCCAAGUCCCAUUUACAAAUCUUCAGGUUCCAUCAUACACGCUUGACUUCAGUGAAAUAAGUAUCAGCAAGAAGCUAAGUACUUUAUCAUUUGACCUCAACAUGCCAAUACUACCCAAAGUAAAAUUCCCCAAAGUUGAUGUGUUAACAAAAUAUUAUGAACCAGAAGACUCCUCCGUUCCCUUUUUUGAGAUAACUGUGCCUGAAUCUCAGUUAAUUAUGUCACAGUUCACCCUUCCAAAGAGUAUUUCAAUUGGCAGUGCUGUUUUGGAUCUAAAUAAGGUGGCCAACAAGAUUGCAGACUUUGAUUUGCCAACAAUCACUGUGCCUGAGCAGACUAUUGAGAUUCCUUCUAUUAAGUUAUCUGUACCUGCUGGAAUUUUUAUUCCUUCCUUUGGAUCACUGACUGCACAUUUUGGAGUGGCCUCUCCCCUAUAUAAUACCACUUGGAGUGCUGGCUUGAAAAACAAAGGAGAUCACCUUGAAACAUUUCUGGAUACCACAUGCAGCUCAACGCUACGGUUCCUGGAAUAUUAUCUAAAUAUUGUGGGAACACACAAAUUUGAAGAUGCCACGUUUGUCUGUAAGACCCAAGGGACAUUUUCACACCGUGACUUCAGUGCAAAAUAUAAAGAAGAUGGCAAAUAUCAAGGACUUAUGAAUUGGGAAGGAGACAUUCGCCUUGACAUCACCAGCCCAAGGUUCACUGACGUCUAUCUUCACUACCAAGUAAUCGAGAAGAACCUCUCCUCCUCCGUAGCCUCCCCAGCCAUAGGCACUGUGGUCAUGGACUUGGGAGAAGAUAACGAUGCUUUUAAAUGGGACUUCUACUACCACCCACAGUCCUCUCCAGAUAAAAAACUCAACAUAUUCAAAACUAAGUGGAGGUACCAGGAGUCUAAUGAUGAAGUUCAGAUCAAAGUUAACUGGGAAGAAGAGGCAGCUUCCCAACUGCUAAGCUCUCUCAAAGACAAUGUGCCCAAGGCCGCAGGGGCCGUUUAUGACUAUGUCAGCAUGUACCACCAGGAGCACACAGGGCUAGACCUGAGAGAUGCAUCCUCACGACUGAGAAGCAGCCUGCAGAACAGUGCUGAGUGGGCCUAUCAAGGGGCAGUGAGGCGGAUUGAUGAGGUGGAAAUGGGCCUCCGGAGAGCAGCCAGCAGCAUCACUAGAACCUACCAGCAGUGGAAGGACAAGGGCCAGAAUCUGGACCAGGAACUGUUGGCUCAGGAGAGCCAAGCAGAUUUUCAGAGACUGCAGGAUAUGGUGUUUGAUGGCUCAUUGGGAAUAAUUCAAGAAUACCGUAGAACAGUCAAGCAUCUGAUUGACUCACUCAUUGAAUUCUUGAAUACCACCAAAUUCCAGCUCCCAGGGAAAGCCGGGGCAUAUACUGGAGAUGAACUCUGCACUAUAGUCAUAAGAGAAGUAGGGAAGGUACUGUUGCAGGUAAAUUCAAAAAUCCAAACUGGGUUAGAAAUACUGGUUUCCUAUUACCAAGACCUAGAGGAGAAACAUGAAUUUAUCAAGGACCUAAAGAUUAAAUUUCCUUUUAAUUCAAGAAGCUAUAAACUAAUUGAUGUAUUUCUGAGGAUGGGAGAACUGUUGAACUCUUCAUCACAAGAGGCUCAAAGGGUAUUUAAUGACCUUCAGUCUGUCAAGAGUACAGAGACGCUAAAUGAUCUUCAGAGAUUUUUACAAAGCAUUUUCCAAGGGAUAGAAAAUGAAAUAAACCGCCUAAAGGAGAAGAAAUUUACUUAUCUGAUUAAUGAUGUACGACAUGAUGUCUGGACAAUUUUCAAUAAAUAUAUUUCAUGUGUUUUUAGAUUCCUGGAAGAAAACUUGUAUCUUAAACUUGGUAAGUUUAAUGAACUUAUUCAAAACAAAUAUCAAGAAGCUUCUCAAGAGUUACAGAAGCUCCACCAGUAUAUAAAGGCUGUUAGGGAAGAAUAUUUUGAUCCAAGUGUGGUUGGCUGGACAGUGAAAUAUUAUGAACUUGAAGAAAGGAUAAUUAACCUGAUCAAGGACCUACUAGUCGUCCUCAAGGACUUGCAUUCCAAAUAUACCAGCAGUGUCGCUGGCUUUACUUCUGAAUUCUCAAGUCAGGUUGAGAAAUUUAUGCUCAGAGAUAUCCAGGAAUAUCUUAACAUCCUUACCGAUGCAGAUGGAAAAGGGAAGGAGAAGAUUUCAGAGCUUUCUACCACUGCUCAGAAUAUAAUUAAAAGCUGGGCCAUGGCAAUGAAGGAAAUCAUUUCUGAUUACCACCAGCAAUUCAGAUAUAAACUACAGGAUUUUUCAGACCAAUUCUAUGAUUACUAUGAAAAAUUCAUUGCUGAAUCCAAAAGAUUGAUUGACUUGUCCAUUCAAGAGUACCACAUGUUUCUGAGAUAUAUCACCGAGUUACUGAAAAAGCUGCAGUCGGCCACAGCCAAUGACAUGAGCCCUUAUAUCAAGGUUGCCCCAGGAGAACUUAUUAUUACCUUCUAAUUUUUUUUCAAGUAAUUCUCAUUUAUUCUUCUGUCCCGAUUAAAUUUUUACAUUGUUGGGAAAAUAAUUCAAACAGUUUGUGUUGAUACAGGCAUACAUUGAGCAAGGCUUUCAGAAACAAGGUGAACUUCUAGGAGUCACUUGAUCAACACAUGUCACAGCUGGGCAGAGAGCCAGCCCUGCAGCAGGCAGCUAAGUACAAGCAAAAGCACACGGGAACCGGACCAGCACUGAAGCUAGCAUCGGGGCUCUAAAGGUCUCUGAACUCUGGGGAACUACAUUUUUGCAAGUUAAACACAAUUAUCAUCUGUUAUUUUGCUAAACUUGGGGUGGGGUGGGACACAAAUAAAUGAAUUCUGUAUUAUGUACCAUACCACUCUAUGUGGCUUCUUCAUAUUGAAAGAGAGCGAUAUGAGGGCAUAGAUUCCAAUGUUCUGGCAUUUCAAAACCUCUGGAAGAACAUACACUGUGGUUUGAGUGAUAGGGUAAAAGGGGAAAGAGUGAAUGUGUAGGGGGACAUAUUUUACCACCUAAAAGGGAGGUGACUG